This is a messenger RNA of Oncorhynchus keta (chum salmon), 10705 nucleotides long. RefSeq names its product synapse defective 1, Rho GTPase, homolog 2 (C. elegans) (gene syde2). The transcript has 7 exons. The record is from RefSeq and is a predicted model, not a curated record. Bases 352 to 5775 code for a protein of 1807 amino acids. Lineage: Eukaryota; Metazoa; Chordata; Actinopteri; Salmoniformes; Salmonidae. Gene Ontology annotation, biological process: signal transduction.
CUAAAUAUUAUACUGCUUGCGUACGAGUUUGCGCAAUGCGCCUAUCACCCCCGCCAGAAAAUAUUCCAAAUAUUUGAACAGCAAGCGCAGAGAGGAAGGGGGGUCGGAGAGAGCAGAGAGGAAGGGGCCGGAGAGCGGAGAGAGAAGAGAGAGAGGCGCAGUUGAGCAAGUGAGCUAAGUAGCUAAAGCCAGUCAGUGAGGCCGAGGCGGACAGUUUUGAGGUGACAGUGGAGAAUGGGGAGGACUUUGCACGCCCGGCGAAUUUUGUCCGCAGAAAGGGUGCUCAAACUCGAUCGCUACCCAUCUGAGAGCGUGUGCUGAAACUGGAGAAACACCGGUGGACAGGAAGGAAUGGCUGAUCCUCUGAGGAGGAAUUUAUUAGCAAAACUUCGGGGGAAGAAAUCUAAGAAAGGGACGCCGGCUGGUGGAUACGGCGCUGCGACUAAUGGGGGCAGAGCAGGUAAAGGAAAAGUUUCUCAAAACCCAGACGGCCAAACUCGUCCAGUAGUAAUGUUCGCAGAGUUGCAUUGUCUGACAGACAACAUCAUGAGAGGUAACGAUAGUUACGUUAACGACAUUGUAGUAAACAAGGUUGGAUUAGAUCAAGAGCAGAGCACGGUAGGAGUUGUUGAGACGAGUGAGUUUCCCCAGCAGUACGAGGCUUCAGCUAACAUGCACAUAAACACUAGCCGGGGGCCGGGGGACAAUCUGGGUAGCGGGUGCUCCGGGAUUAGGGGUCGAGUAAAUGAGGAACUCUUGGGGGUCUCACUUCAAAGAGCAACUCAGUACGAGGGGAACGAUAGAGACGAGAUGAUCAGAAUCCAUAAACAAGGGCCCGGCUACUUCUCUGGACAAUUACAACAAGGACACAUAGGUAGAGCGCACGAACAGAGAAAACACUUUGUCCCCAUUCCGCGACAGUAUAGCGCAGGGGAUUCAAUAGGGUUUGGGAGCAAUAGUCCUAAUAAUCACAUUAUAUACCACAGAAGGCCUGAUGGGGUAGUUAAAAUGACAAAUGGCCACUAUCCUGCUUCAAAGAGUAAUGGAACAAAUGUCUGCUUUGACAAAGAUCUAAAGACUCGAGUAAGCCACGGGCAGACAGACUCCUGUCAUCAAACUGUGUACAACUACGAGGCAGACAACGGGCAGAGGUCUAUAAAUGAUUUCAACGUUACGGCAAACGUGCAUCCUGGCCACAACCAAAUAUUGAAAACAAAUGUUACAAAUAACGGGACGCAAAUGUGUCCGCCGGGUAUCGCGUGUGCGCAUCAUCCGGACAGUAAUUACACCGAGGAAAACAUUGUGAUUAGAAACAUAGAGAGUUACGGGAGCUCGCAUGAAUUUACAGGGGACAACAUUAGGGUGACCCAUUUGCAGAGCCCGACAUUUUUCCCCACUGAAUUGGAGAUAUGCGACGUUAACGUGGCCUCCCACUUCAUAUGCGCAAGAGAAGGAGCACCCCGACACUACUCUCUAGAUAGCGAGGAUGAUGAUUAUUAUGAUAAUGUAAUUCUUCCCUUUUAUGUAUCUGAGUCAUUAGGUCCAAAUGAUAGAAAAAGCUCAGAUAAAAUAGAAGCCAUAGAUUCGGGAAAAGAUGUUCCUAAAGGACAAGUCAUUAGCGACAGUGUGCAGGAGACAGACAGACUGCGGAGCCAGUUGAAAGAGGCCUAUUACCUUCUUAUAAACACCAUGCAUGAUAUUAGUUUUGAUGGUCAGGUCAGUGUCAACGGUUUUAUAGAUCAGGCAAGUUCCUCCAGUCACUCUCGGGACAGCAUGUGCUCACGGUUGUCCAUCAAGCACGUGGACAGUGAUGCUUGGUCGUCGGGAGAGCACAGUGUCCAACAGGUGUCUGACACAGACUCCAUCCUGUUGUGCCUGCUGAGUGAAAACCGAGGGGAUCCAAGUCUAAAAAAAAAUGUCAUUAGCAAGAGCCUCGUGAAUCUAUCUGCUAGCAGGAUUGGGCCUCCCUUACUGCGUUCCACUAGUGACAGAGCUAUCAAAUACCGCAGUGGCGCGCACAAUGCGCCCUGCAUCCAGGCCCUCGGUUCCCAAAGCCCUGCCUGUGAGAAUGGGGAUGGAGCAAGUAGGCCACAGGCUGUUGGAGCCUCUGACCCGUUUGAGAAACAGGCCAGCUACAAUGGUGACACGAGCAGCGACGACCUGCUUCAAGACACCGGUGAAGACUUCAAGUUGAACGAGAGUAGUGGCUCGGUCAACAGCCUCACUGGAUGGUCCGACAACGCAGACACCCAGCAGGGUGGUAACAGCAAGCGAGAUGGAGAGAUGAGCGCGUGGGACCGGGGAGGCUCUGCCAAGCCCCAUGGAGUCACCGUCAACAAGAUGCAGGAGUGGAUGCACAAAGGCCGUCUGUUGUCUUCAGAGAUGAAGCAGCGCAUCGCGGGGUCCACGCCCCAACCCCAUGGCACCCACUGUGGCCUGGAUAGUGCACCACGGCCCAGCCAGGGCCAGGCCAGCUCAGUUCCAGCUGGAGCUAAACCAGCAGCCCUGACGACCAGAGUUCACGGGGCCAUACCCGCCACUGUGGUCCCAUGCCAGAGCCAGGCUUUGCAUCAGUCAGCUCUGAUAGAGAAUGUCCACUCCUCCUCCGACAGGCACGAGGUUGGCGAGGGCAAGGCCAGCGAGCUGUCAUUAUGGAGACCCCCACUCAACACCAUCACCGUUUCCAAGAAACGCAACUGGCUCCAGCAGAGCUCUGGGAGGCCGCAUCACACCACCCAGGAUGACUCCCAGUGCAUUCUGGGAGCAGAGGAGGACAAUGGACAUGGACAUACACCCCGACCCCCUCCUAGCCCCUCCCCGGAGUACCUAAAACCCCCCGGACCGCCGCCCUCCCGGCCCCUCCGCCUGCACCUACCCCAGGUGAGCAUGUGCCACGCCCGCGUUGGACCCCAGCCCAGGUGUGUGGACCCGGCUGAGGAGAAUGAUGCGGAUGACGAGGGGGAGAUCUGGUACAACCCCAUCCCCGAGGAUGAAGAACCAGAGCUACGUCACAUUUACAGACCCACUGCCAUCCCCCAGGUCAGACUGAUGGUCCCUACACGGCCCCAGGAGCCCCAAGCCCCCCAGAUCCAGAGGCGGCCCAGCCGGGAAGGGGUGGCCGGGCGGACCCUGGAAGGCUGCAGCCCUGACCUGGAGGGUGUGGGGGAGAGCCUGGGUGGCGGAGGUGGAGGUGGAGAGGGGAGUCAGCAGGGGAAUGCUGUACAUUCCAUGGAGCCAUCGGUACAGCUGCACAGACAGAUGCUGCACACAUGCAAACCUCAGGAGGAGGGGCCAGCCAGUUCCAGCAGAGCCACAGCUGCAGCAGAAGGCCCUGACCUGGCCACCCCCGGCUUCUCGCCUCCCUCCAGCCCCAACCCUGCUAAGAAGGGAAGCUCCCUCAACUGGUCAUUCCCGGACAAGAUCAAGUCCCCGCGCACCGUCAGGAAACUCUCCAUGAAGAUGAAGAAGCUUCCGGAACUCAGCCGCAAGCUCAGCGUCAAAGGGAUCCCUAGCAACAACAACAACACCAGCGGUAACGGAGCCAGCGCGAGCAGCCAAUCAGAGACAAGGACCCAGUGUCCCAAAACCAAUAGUGGGUCAGAUCCAGGCUCCGCUCCUCCCAGGUUGUCCCCAGGGGGUGGACAGGGGGCGGCCGCCAGCCGUAAUGUGAUCUCGAGAUAUCACUUGGACAGCAGUGUGUCGACACAGCAAAGUUACAGCAAGAAGAAGAGCAGCGGGACCUCCAUGUCGGCUAGCAAGGGGGGCUACCUCAGUGACGGGGACUCCCCAGAACUGGUGGCCAAGUCUGGGAAGCACGGGUCCUCAGAGGGCAAGGGAGGCAAGGGGAAGGAGAAAGACCCAGCCACUGGAGGAGGAGAGAGAACAGGAGCAGGAGGAGUAACAGGAGGAGGUGGCAGCUCCAAGUUGCACGGCACAGAACUAGACAUUGAUGCGUUCCGCCACUACGCCUUCACAGAACAGCCCAAGUGCACCCAGUACAUCUCAGGACUGAUGAGCCUGCACUUCUACGGCGCCGAGGACCUCAAGCCGCCACGUGUCGACUCCAGGGACGUCUACUGCGCCAUCCAGGUGGACUCGGUCAACAAGGCACGCACUGCCCUGCUCACCUGCCGGACCACCUUCCUAGACAUGGACCACACCUUCAACAUUGAGCUGGAGAACGCCCAGCACCUGAAGCUAGUGGUGUUCAGCUGGGACCCCACACCCAAGAAGAACCGGGUGUGCUGUCAUGGCACUGUGGUGCUACCGGCUCUCUUCAGGGUGACCAGGAGUCAUCAGCUGGCCGUGAAGCUGGAGCCACGAGGCCUGAUCUACGUGAAGUUGAACCUGAUGGAGCAGUGGCAGAACUCCCUGGACGGAGGCUACGAUGGGGACCGGGAGCGACAGAUGUUUGGGGUGGAGGCCUGGAGGGUUGUGGAGAGAGAGAACUCAGGACUCAUGGUGCCCCUGCUCAUCGAAAAGUGCAUCACGGAAAUUGAGAAGAGAGGCUGCCAGGUUGUGGGCCUCUACCGUCUGUGUGGUUCAGCGGCAGUAAAGAAGGAGCUUCGGGAGGCCUUUGAAAGGGACAGCCUGGGUGUGGAGCUCUGUGAAAACACCUACCCUGACAUCAACGUCAUCACAGGUGUGCUGAAGGACUACCUGCGUGAGUUGCCGUACCCCCUCAUCACUAAGCACCUGUAUGAGGCUGUGUUAGACUCCAUGGCUAAGAGGCCUCUGCGUAUUGGAGCAGGAGGAUGUGAGAACGACCAGGCGGACACAGAGCAGACUGUCAGCCUGCUGGAGAACCUGCCAGAGGUGGAGAGGUUGACCCUGCGGAGGCUGCUGGACCACCUGAAGCUGGUGGCGUCGCACCACGACGUCAACAAGAUGACGUGUCAGAACCUGGCAGUGUGCUUCGGUCCCGUGCUGCUCAGCCAACGCCAGGAGGCCAGCUGCCAUAGCAACCGCGUCUUCAUCGACUCAGAAGAGCUGGCCAGUGCCCUGCACUUUAAGAAGCACAUCGAGGUGCUGCACUACCUUCUGCAGCUAUGGCCAGUGGUGGACCCACAUGGAAAGACCUCAUCCCCCAUCCUGGAGCACCCCGGCCCAGCCGACCAGCCUGCCGCUCCACCCCUGCGUCGGAGGAAGGAGCGUCCCCAGGUGCUGAACUUGAGUGAUGCAGAGAUGGCCGGGGUGUUGCGACCUAGGCCGGGCCGACUGGACAGCCCUAGCAACCGUUACGCCGGUGACUGGAGUCGCUGUGGAGAGCGCUACCUCCCCCCUUCUCUGGCCCAGGAGGAAAAUGACUAUGAUGAUGUUCCUUCUGAGGAUAUGGAGGUCGCUGAGGAGGGACAGGAAGGAGAGGACAGGGGGAAGGAAGGGGGAGAGGAGCUAAGACCGGAAGGAUUACUGGACAGUGGACAGGAGGAAGGACAGGCAGAGCCACCUACAGCAAAACAGGAACCCCCACUACUCCAGGAGGUGAUGGAGGGACCUGUAGAGAAGGAGGAAGAGGAGAGAGAAGCAGAGGAGGAGAGUGAUGUCUCCAGUGACGGUCAGCCAUCAGACGAUAGGGUGUGUGAUGAUGAGGAUGAGCGCAUCCUGCCCCUCCACAACCCAAAAGAGCACACAUACCAGGCUUACAUGAAGAUCCAGGACAUCAGCCCCGUUCUCAGCAACAGGGUCAACCUGCGAGACCUGCAGGAGAGCAUCGACACGCUCAUAGGCAACCUGGAGAGAGAGCUCAGCAAGAACAAUCUCAAAGUUAGCUACUAACACAACACACAUUCAGCCUCACAGGCUACUGACUCAAACACACAGCCCAACAGGCUACUGACUCAAACACACAGCCCAACAGGCUACUGACUCAAACACACAGCCCAACAGACUACUUACUCAACACAGCCCAACAGACUACUUACUCAACACACAGCCCAACAGACUACUUACUCAACACACAGCCCAACAGACUACUUACUCAACACACAGCCCAACAGACUACUUACUCAACACACAGCCCAACAGGCUACUGACUCAAACACACAGCCCAGCAGGCUACUGACUCAACACACAGCCCAACAGACUACUGACUCAACACACAGCCCAACAGACUACUGACUCAACACACAGCCCAACAGACUACUGACUCAACACACAGCCCAACAGACUACUGACUCAACACACAGCCCAACAGACUACUGACUCAACACACAGCCCAACAGACUACUGACUCAACACACAGCCCAACAGACUACUUACUCAACACACAGCCCAACAGACUACUGACUCAACACACACUCAUCCCAACAUGCGACUGACUCAAACACACAGCCCCCGAAGAUGGAAAAGGCUUAGCUAAUUCUAAGGGCUUCGAGACUGGAGAGUUGUUGGGGUUCAGGAAUUUGGCUCCAGGGUUGCCGUGGUGACCUUUAAUAAAGACGACUCAGUGGCACGUGCACCCGUGUCGUGCGCCCCUGCAGAACUCUGGUGUUUAGAACUCUGGUGCGUGAUUGGCUGGACACUUCAUUUAGCACCUACCCACAAGACAUUAUUAGAUGUUUCAUUAAUGUUUUGCUUUUGAUGACUUGUUUUUACAUGUCGCUCAUGUUCUGUUGUUCUUAUCCGGUUGUUGUUGUUGUUGUUGUUGCUUCUCUUCUUAUUAGAAGAACCCAUUGACCCCCAGGGGUGUAAACGGUGCCUUAAUUGUGUGAAGGUGGGACUUUAAGGCAGGGGAGAGCUUUUCUAUUGAGGUACGAAACAUUAUCACGUACAGCAAUGCACUUAUGAGGCAGGCUUUAGUGUAUAGUACAAGUCAUUUAGGUAUAUGGUACAUGCAGUAUAGCUGGCUAUGGACUGGGAGGAGAACCAGGGAGGGGGCUAGACCUCUGAACCCUCCUCCUCCUCGGGUACGAGUACAAACGUAUCAUACAGUCACAUACAUACCUGCUCCAAUACCAUGGAGAAACACAUAAACAAGGAGAUAAUGAGUGAUAAGUGUUUCUCUCUACCUGCUAGAACAGAGCAGCUAAUCUGUAGCAACAAAGAGAGAUAGAAAAAAUAACUCAAGUGAUGUCAUGUAUUUGAAAAAUGAAUAAGUGAAUAUGACAUGGGUGAAAACCAUUAAUAUCUGGUUUUCUUUUAGCCCUUCUUCCCCAACCUCCCACAUGAUCUAGACCAGGGUUUGGUCUUAAUGUGCACCCAGGGGUUCCCCAGAACCCCUGAUCAAGACCACACGUACCAAACUCAUUCCACAGAGGGCCCAGGGUCUGCGGGUUUUCGCUCCUCCCUUGCGCUUAAUUGAUUAAUUAAGGUAAUUAAUUAGUAAGGAACUCCCUACACCUGGUUGUCUAGGGCCUAAUUGAAAUGGAAAAACCCAAAAACCUGCAGACACUAGGCCCUCCAUGGAAUGAGUUUCAGACCCACGAUCUAGACAGACAGUGAUCACCUGCGGGUUUAAAGAGGAAAAAGUCAAAUAUGGUAAACUUACGUAUGGUACAUACUGACUGCAGAACAGCAGUUCACGUGUUUCAUAGAAACAGUUACUGUGUGGAGAGGGCUCUGGCUAGUACGACAUGUGAGUCCACUACCUAAAUAGAUAAAAGCAAGUUUUCAGAAAUCCAGGGAUUCAGAAUGAUCAGUAUUUAACAUAUUUAUGUAUAUAUAAAUGUAUUUGGAGUAUAUAUAUUAUUUUUUACAGCUUAUAUAUAUAUUUCCAUACAGGCAUAUUUAAAUGCUCACCAUAACCUUGUAGUGUUGACCCAUGAUAGACUAUAUAGACGGAUUGGUUGUUUCGCAACAAAACCAACACAUGUGCAACUAUGGGGUUGAACAGAUGGGGUUGGCUUAGACUGUUGAUAACAUGUCAACUAUAUUUUGUUUCUAACGUUCAUUGAAAACAAAUACAUUUGCACAAUGAGCACUUGUCUCUCAAAUACAUUGUUACAGUUGGUUAGCUAGCUAGAGAAUAUUCGCCAUAUUAGCAUAGACGUGACAUCAGUCAAAACAAGACAUGGUAUCAAGCACAAGAUAAAACAAGCUGAAACGAGCCACCUACAUUUCCCCACAUGGCAGAUUCGUGUCAUUGUUGCUAGCUAUCUGGCCACCUACAUUUCCCCACAUGGCAGAUUCUUGUCAUUGUUGCUAGCUAUCUGGCCACCUACAUUUCCCCACAUGGCAGAUUCUUGUCAUUGUUGCUAGCUAUCUGGCCAUCUACAUUUCCCCACAUGGCAGAUUCUUGUCAUUGUUGCUAGCUAUCUGGCCAUCUACAUUUCCCCACAUGGCAGAUUCUUGUCAUUGUUGCUAGCUAUCUGGCCAUCUACAUUUCCCCACAUGGCAGAUUCGUGUCAUUGUUGCUAGCUAUCUGGCCAUCUACAUUUCCCCACAUGGCAGAUUCUUGUCAUUGUUGCUAGCUAUCUGGCCAUCUACAUUUCCCCACAUGGCAGAUUCUUGUCAUUGUUGCUAGCUAUCUGGCCAUCUACAUUUCCCCACAUGGCAGAUUCUUGUCAUUGUUGCUAGCUAUCUGGCCACCUACAUUUCCCCACAUGGCAGAUUCUUGUCAUUGUUGCUAGCUAUCUGGCCAUCUACAUUUCCCCACAUGGCAGAUUCUUGUCAUUGUUGCUAGCUAUCUGGCCAUCUACAUUUCCCCACAUGGCAGAUUCUUGUCAUUGUUGCUAGCUAUCUGGCCACCUACAUUUCCCCACAUGGCAGAUUCUUGUCAUUGUUGCUAGCUAUCUGGCCAUCUACAUUUCCCCACAUGGCAGAUUCUUGUCAUUGUUGCUAGCUAUCUGGCCAUCUACAUUUCCCCACAUGGCAGAUUCUUGUCAUUGUUGCUAGCUAUCUGGCCAUCUACAUUUCCCCACAUGGCAGAUUCGUGUCAUUGUUGCUAGCUAUCUGGCCAUCUACAUUUCCCCACAUGGCAGAUUCUUGUCAUUGUUGCUAGCUAUCUGGCCAUCUACAUUUCCCCACAUGGCAGAUUCUUGUCAUUGUUGCUAGCUAUCUGGCCACCUACAUUUCCCCACAUGGCAGAUUCUUGUCAUUGUUGCUAGCUAUCUGGCCAUCUACAUUUCCCCACAUGGCAGAUUCUUGUCAUUGUUGCUAGCUAUCUGGCCAUCUACAUUUCCCCACAUGGCAGAUUCUUGUCAUUGUUGCUAGCUAUCUGGCCAUCCAGGACCACAACACACGGCCUUCUGCCCCAUUGAAAUGCGUGCAUGGUUUUCGUGACGUUGUCACCUAACCCGUCUAUGUUGCUUUGUUUCCUCCCACUUAAGCUACCUGUACACAUCUUAAACGUGCUGGACUAAUGGUACAACUUAAGCUGUAAUAUAUAUGACAUAGAAAUACAUUCUUGCAGAAAGAGAGAUAUUGUUAUUUUUGUUAUUUUUUUUGUACAUAUUUGGCAUCUGUUUUGUCGCCGGUUGGUCUAAUCUGAGUUCAUAGUUGUGUUUAAAAGGUACUGAUGAACAUUGUUGCAUGGUCAAAAGCUUUAUUACUAACUUAAACAAGUAUAUUUCCCACCUGAAGUUAUCGUAUCAUAUUUAUGUGUACAUGGAGAUUCUUUUCUAUUUGUUCCUAUCCCACAUUUUUGUCAUCCCUUUGACAGCUGCUGACACAGACUAACAACCAGGUUCAAAAGAACAUUUAAUUGAAAGACUAAAAGAAAGGAAAAUCAUUCAGCUAGCUAGUCCCUAAGGCGAUUGCACUGCAGUGCAGUAGUUUCCUAUGGUGAUGGGAAACUAUCCAGUGAAGCUUUCAUUAUAUAAGGAUGUUUUUUCUGGUUCUAGCCUGACCCUUGUUCCUCUCCUCCGGAUCUGGCCCUUGUUCCUCUCCUCCGGGUCUGACCCUGGUUCCUCUCCUCCGGGCCCGGCCCUGGUUCCUCUCCUCCGGGCCUGGCCUGGCCCUGUUUCCUCUCCUCUGGGCCUGGCCCCGUUUCCUCUCCUCUGGGCCUGGCCCUGGUUCCUCUCCUCCGGGCCUGGCCCUGUUUCCUCUCCUCCGGGCCUGGCCUGGCCCUGUUUCCUCUCCUCUGGGCCUGGCCCUGGUUCCUCUCCUCCGGGCCUGGCCCUGUUUCCUCUCCUCUGGGCCUGGCCCUGUUUCCUCUCCUCCGGGCCUGGCCCUGUUUCCUCUCCUCCGGGCCUGGCCUGGCCCUGUUUCCUCUCCUCUGGGCCUGGCCUGGCCCUGUUUCAUCUCCUCUGGGCCUGGCCCUGUUUCCUCUCCUCCGGGCCUGGCCUGGCCCUGUUUCCUCUCCUCCAGGCCUGGCCCUGUUUCCUCUCCUCCGGGCCUGGCCUGGCCUGGCCCUGUUUCCUCUCCUCCGGGCCUGGCCUGGCCCUGUUUCCUCUCCUCUGGGCCUGGCCCUGUUUCCUCUCCUCCGGGCCUGGCCUGGCCCUGUUUCCUCUCCUCCAGGGCUGGCCUAGCACUGUAUCUAUCAAUGCAUUCCUCCCUCUUCACUCUUUCUCUAACCCCCUCCCUCCUUCCCUCUUAAUCAGUGUGUCACAUGUCCACAUUGUGUCUGAGCACGUGCACAUCGUUUGCGUGUACAGUAAGUGUCAUACGGUCAACGUGUUUCUGUAAUAGUUGUUUUGUUUCAUCUCUGUCCUGUUUGUAUGUCUGUCUUGGAAACAGAAAGCUAUGAUGAAAGCAUCCCUAAAUAGAAUAAUACUUUGUACUGAUCUUGAGAAAUGUAUGGUCAUAUUAAAGUAUAUAUUUCACAUGG